CGACGCCCUUCUUCCUUCUUCGACGACAACGACCAGUCACCACAUCAACAAGCUUAAGGCGAGUCACAUAUAGUCAUUGACAUUCUUUUCUCAUGAACAGGAACAACUUUUCUAUUACCAGGGAACUCCCCGUCAACGAUCACACUGUUCUGUCUCCGGUCGAUGAUCACCUCUCCCAACAAAAGCGACGUGAACUCUCGGGAAGUCAUCCCACCGAAAGAUGAUGAUGGAAAAGAGGUUUCCCAACCGGUGAAAGCAACCAUUGCUUUCGCCCUAGUCAUCUUCAUCCUCUUCCUCGUGGCCCUCUACCUUUUCCGGAAAUCUGAGUUGGUGAAAAAGAUCAUGAGCUUCCUUCCUUGCCGUGGAAGCGGUGAUCGCGACUCGGAACCACCAGCGACGCCGAUGACUUCUUUCAAUUUCAGCACUCAAACCGAAGCGAACAAGUUGGCUGUCCCCCCUCCGGAUCCUGCGUAUAGCAAGUCACGCCAUGCUCGUUCACUCUCCUCCUCUUCCUCCAUCACCAUUCUCUGAGUGCGGGGGUUCGACGCAUGCACAUGUGUUAGUUACCCCAGGAAACACAGCCUCUGUGAUAUUUCCGGGAUUUCGGAUGGAAAGACCGUUGCUGUGCUCCAGUUCUGAUGUUUCGAAGUUUCGUUCGUUCCCUUUUUGACUGUCCAUUCCUCUUCACCUAUUCCCCUGUCGACCGUGUCCUACAUAGUGCUUUGUAUUCCCUUUCCACUUUCCCAAUGUACCAAUACCCCCCGCAACGUCAAGAUUAUACAUAUACUCUUCCCACAUAAUUACACUUCAAGUGCACUGCAGUUCAUUAUCUUUAGUUUAUGCCUCACAUUUUCACAGGCCGUAUCGAUAUCGUACAAUGUCAACAGCUUUUAAACCGC
This is a messenger RNA of Marasmius oreades (fairy-ring Marasmius), 899 nucleotides long. RefSeq lists its product as uncharacterized. The record is from RefSeq and is a predicted model, not a curated record. The transcript has 2 exons. NCBI's taxonomy places the organism in Eukaryota, Fungi, Basidiomycota, Agaricomycetes, Agaricales, Marasmiaceae. Bases 163 to 531 code for a protein of 122 amino acids.